Molecule: messenger RNA, 5213 nt
Organism: Pangasianodon hypophthalmus (striped catfish)
Lineage: Eukaryota; Metazoa; Chordata; Actinopteri; Siluriformes; Pangasiidae
Gene: sfmbt2
Product: Scm like with four mbt domains 2
Exons: 22
Coding region: 19-2895 (958 amino acids)
Biological process (GO): regulation of DNA-templated transcription
Cellular component (GO): nucleus
Molecular function (GO): transcription corepressor activity; histone binding
Source: RefSeq, a predicted model, not a curated record
UGUGUAGGACAUGCGCAGAUGCGGGAUGCCAUAUUGCAGAGAGAGAGAGAGAGAGAGAGAGAGAGAGACAGAGGAGAGGGAGAGAGAGAGAGAGAGAGAGCUUCAGCCGGAGGAGAAAAAAGGGGCAAUCGCUGUAUUUCACAGGCUCCAGGAAACUUCAUUAAGGAUUUGAAUCACUGUGAGCUGACAAAGUGGGAAACAGUCAUCAGGACUCUACGUCUCCAAGGCAACAGCCUUCCCAAGGAAUCGAUGAUGACAUCAGCAGGGAGGAGCACUCAGAGCCCGUCCAAUGGGAGAGCAGAACACAGUCACUCAGAUAUGGAGUGUGGAGAAGAGGAACUGGACUUUAACUGGGAUGAGUAUCUGGAGGAAACAGGAGCCACGGCAGCUGCACACACCUUAUUCAGACAUGUGGAGCUGAGCCUGCAGAGCAGUUUCCAGGCUGGGAUGAAGUUGGAGGUGGCCGAUAGGAGUCGCGCUGACACAUACUGGGUUGCUACUGUCAUCACAACAUGUGGCCAGCUGCUGUUGCUGCGCUACUGUGGCUACGGCGACGAGCGCAGCGCUGACUUCUGGUGUGACGUCAUGACUGCAGAGCUGCAUCCUGUGGGCUGGUGUGCGCAGAACAACAAACUGCUGCAGCCGCCUGAAGAUAACGUUUACCUCAGAGCAGCUAUUAAAGAGAAGUACAGCGACUGGACUGAGUUUCUGGUGAAGGAGCUCACAGGCUCACGAACAGCACCAGCUAACCUGCUUGAAGGGCCUCUGAGGGGUAAGAACACAGUGGAUCUGAUUGUGCCUGGGUGUUUCUUAGAGAUCCGUGAUGCCAGCGAGCCAUUUGUGUACUGGGCAGUGCGGGUGCAGCGAAACGUUGGCGGGCGUCUUUGGCUCAGCUAUGUGGGACUGGAAGAGCCCGCCCACUACAUCUGGAUUUUCUACUUGGACAUAAGGCUUCGUCCACUGGGCUGGGCUAAAGAAAACUCUCUCACAAUGGAACCACCAAAAGAAGUGCGGGAUCUGAGGAGUACUACGGAGUGGAGUGAAGCUGUAGAGAGAGCCAUGUCUGCAGCUCUGGAAAAACCUCUGCCUCUGGAGGUCUUUAAGGAUCAUGCUGAUUUGCGUAAACACUCAUUCAAAAUGGGGAUGAAGCUAGAGAUGGUAUCACCACAAGAACCCUUCCACAUCUGCCCUGUGUCUGUCACUAAAGUGUAUAAUGAGUACUACUUCCAGGUCACUGUGGAUGACCUGAGCGGUGAAGCCCCGCCCUGCUCAGUGCUGUGUCAUGCCGAUUCUGCAGGCAUCCUGCCAAUCCAGUGGUGCUUGAAGAACGGGGUUGGCCUGCAGAGGCCUAGGGGUUUUCAGUCUCAGGACUUUGACUGGGCAGAUUAUUUGAAGCACACAGGUACUGAGGCUGCCCCAGAUGCCUGUUUCCCCAGUGCGUCUCUGAGUCGGGGCUUCUGUAAGGAUACAUGGUUGGAAGCUGUAAAUCCACUUCAGCCAGGUGAAAUCAAUGUUGCACGCAUCACUCAGGUUAAAGGUCGGCUCCUCUGGCUUCGAUAUGAAGGCCUGACCAAGCCCCUAGCUGAGUGUUUAGUGGAUGUUGAGAGUAUGGACAUCUUUCCUGUGGGCUGGUGUGAAGCCAAUGCCUAUCCUCUAACACCUUUACGCAAAGCAGUGUGUCAGUCUCAAAAGAAGAUUGCUGUGGUGCAGCCGGAGAAACAAUUGGCUCCUCCACCCAAAGAAAAUGUUCCUCUCGACCAUUUCCAGUCUGUUGCCAUGGACCCAGUUUCCGUAAAUGGAAAGUACUGCUGCUCUCAGAUCUUUGUGAAUCAUCGCUGUUUUUCUGGGCCAUACCUCAACAAGGGAAGAAUCGCCGAGUUACCACAAGCUGUGGGGCCUGGCAAGUGCACACUCGUCCUCAAGGAGGUACUGACGAUGUUGAUAAACUCAGCCUAUAAGCCUAGCCGUGUUCUCAGAGAGCUAGAGAUGGUGGUAGAUCCACAGUGGAACUGUCUGGAGGAAACCCUGAAAGCCAAGUAUAAAGGGAAGAGUUAUCGUGCAAGUGUGAGGAUUGUGUGUUUGGCUGAGCAGGUAGCAGAUUUCUGCCGCAGAGUGUGUGUCAGACUGCAGUGCUGUCCAAACCUGUUUGGCCCCACACUCGUCUCGGAGAAGUGUCCGGAGAACUGCUCCAUACACACCAAGACCAAGUACACACAUUACUACGGAAAGAAGAAAAGAGUGGGCCGUCCCAGUCUAGGAGAGAGCAAUCGGGAGGGCGACAUGGCCAAACCGGCCCGCCGCAGAAAGAAGCGAAAAGCUGUCUUUGUUCAAAAGAAACGCCGCUCCACUGUUACAGGAUACCACGCCAUGGAGUCAGCUCAGGACAGUGAUGAUUUUGAUGUUUUUGAUGAAGAGGAAGAGGAGGGAUCAUACAGUGGGGAAAGCUCCAGCUUGGAGCUGCGUGAAGAGGCUCCACUGCGCUUUUCGACACGGCGAGGCCGACCCUGCAGGUCUCUCACUCUGCCUGGGACUGGGGCAUCCACAGAGCGGCCAGCACUCCGCAGAUCCACACGCUCGCUCUCUUACACACACAACCAGGCAGCCAAGCACACACACACAAAGACAGCACAUACAGAAGAGGAAGAGAGCCGCUUGGUUCUAGAGAGAAACCCUCUCGAGUGGAGCGUGUCAGAUGUGGUCAACUUCAUCAUGUCCACAGACUGUGCCUCGCUAGCCAAGAUUUUCCAGGAGCAGGACAUUGAUGGCCAGGCCUUGUUGUUGCUGACCCUCCCCACUGUUCAGGAGUGUAUGGAUCUCAAACUUGGCCCUGCUAUCAAACUCUGUCACCAGAUCGAACGUGUUAAAGUGGCCUUCUAUUCCCAGUAUGCUAAUUAAGCUAACACAGACUAACAUCUAUUUCUCUCAGUGGAUAAAUACGCUUGACACAUACUGCUCAGGGGCUCUUACACCGUCAGGAAAAAAAACCUACACAACUGGCCAUAUGCUGCAAAGGUGAAAGCACAGCGCUUUCCUGAAGAACUUCUGUUGUUGAACUUCUGCUGAAAACUUCUGCUAAGCCCUCUGCUGUUUAUGAUAAAAGGAUUUUACCUAAGUAUGAAAUGUAUGAUGGGGACAGCUCUUGAAGAAAUAUGGAGUGACAAUACGGAAAGCGGUCUGAUGUUCUUUGUGCGUAUGUUCUGCGUGUUUGAGGUUACUGAAGCAGAUUUUUUGAAAGGAUAAUUUCUAUUACAAAUAGCAGUUUAAGGACAACAGAGGGUGUUUCUCAAUACCAAAAAUGAGAAGAAUCGACUUGCAUUCUCACAAAGUUACCUUAAUCUCACCAACUAGGAUCAAUUUGAUGUGUGCUGCAUUACUAAUACUCGCCUUUAGCACUAACGGCUUCUGGCUUCCGAAACAAUUAAAUAAAAGCUUGCUAAGUCUGGGGUUAUACUUGACACAUGGCUGCUUGUACUACACUAGGAUUGGGUGUAUCGAAUCGAUGCAUAUUAAAAAAGGAUUUUUUUUUUUAAGGAUUAAAUAGAUUAUUAUCAAAAAAUGACCAACAGCUUAUGUGUGAAAAUAAGUAACAGUUUUAAACUGAUGUGUAAAUAAUUUAACAGGCUAGCAAAGUGACUCUGAUACUUAAAAUAAUCCUUCUCUGUGUCAUCAGUAUUUGAGAAUUAACAGUAGAUUCUAAAAAAGUUGGUCACAUAUCGAUCAGAGGCUACUAAGCCAAAUUGUAUUGUUUCACAGCAGAUUCAGUGGUAUCAUCAAAUAUCGAAUUGUUGCCUUCUUAUCAUAUUGUAUCAUGCGCAAUCCUGAGAUUUACACCCUUAGUGUGAAUGCAGCAGUACCUUUUGUACCUCUAGAUGACUGAAAGUUCUGACCACUAGGGGGCAGGUCAGAGCCAGAGCAUACCUGACCAGCCACUGACCAUUUCCUCUUAUUCUGAACAACAAAAUAAACAGUGAAGAUGCCAGGAUUUGAGCAGCCCAUGAUAGACAGUAGCAGCACCAUGGUAGGUAGUACAUCAGGCUGUUAAACCAAUCUAAUAAGGAGCAUGCUUACAGCAUACACACUGGUAUUGCACCAUAUGCCAUGUGACAUUUUUUUAUUUAUUUUUUUGGAUGUGCACAAUCAACACACUGUAAGAAUGCACAAUAUGUGUAGCAGCCAUCUCACAUACACAUAUGCACAUAUAACAGCCUAAUGCUAUCACAGAAUUUUAGUGCUAGGUAGUUGAUUUCGCUAACUUAAGCCUCAUCCUGAGGUGAUUCAUCACAUCUACCAUCACUGUAUUUCAAUGAAUUACAGAACUUUUAGUACACUUAACAGAACUUACAGAACCCUUAAGCCUUCUCGAUGAAUCACUGAUAUAUGGGAAGCACCCAGCUGUUAUAACCAUUCUUACAUUCUUCAGUAGAGGAACUGAACUUUGGCAAUGGAACAUGACUUAAAGCAGUACAUAAGAACAAACAAGCACACGUAUUGAGAAACACCCAAUGUUCCUGUUAAAGAACUAUGAUUAACCACCCGAUCUGUCCGCAUUUUCCCUUCAGAGACCAAAUGAUAUAUUUAUAAGUGUAAUUAGAUUUGAAGGAUCAGUGUAUAAAAUGAAAUAAUAUAUUUGAGAUAUUUAUUUUGGCCUGACAAACAGGUGCUCUCAUGUUUUUUCUUUUUCUUUUUUUUUCAAAAGGGGACAGUACAGAUUGGUACAUUGUUCCUUGUUUCUACCACUUUGUAUAAAAAAAGAAAAAGAAAAAAAAAACACUGGUUACUGUAUGGAAAUGUUUCAUCAUCUAUGCAAAAACAAGACUUUUCUUAUGGUAAAUUUCUACUUUGCUGUAUGACCCAAUGCUUCCCUUGAGAAUUUUGUACAUAGGUUGUGUACCGAUUUUAUUGCCUAAUAGUAAAAUCUAGUUUUAAUACAACAUUUGAUGCACUGAAAAAAACUUUGAUUUUUCCCAUUUAUAAUGUUUUUUAUUAUUAUUAUUAUUAUUAUUAUUAUUAUAAUGUACCAGAAACAGAAAGUAUUCUUCUUAUCAAGGGGGAAAAAGGUAAAAGCAAGUAAAUGACAAGGACAGUGUAAGGGCAGAGAAAUCAAACCAACAUCCUGUGGCUAUUUAUACAUCCCACUAAAAUGAAACGAUUGUUGAACAAUGCUGUAAAUCACCCAUUGCCCAUAAAAGAGUGAAGAACUUUUCAGAAUGUCA